Molecule: messenger RNA, 3430 nt
Organism: Lampris incognitus (smalleye Pacific opah)
Lineage: Eukaryota; Metazoa; Chordata; Actinopteri; Lampriformes; Lampridae
Gene: mfhas1
Product: multifunctional ROCO family signaling regulator 1
Exons: 2
Coding region: 365-3421 (1018 amino acids)
Molecular function (GO): protein binding
Source: RefSeq, a predicted model, not a curated record
ACGCGCAGCGCUAACGCGGCAGACAAUGGAAGGACUCCCGACGGGACCGGAUCACGGCCGACGGCGGCGGUAGCGGCCGGGCGCUGUGGGAUUUCAGUGGCGGACCCGUAAUAACAAGUCGGCGGGCUCGUUGAUUUGCGUCGGCGCGGGCGUUUGUCGCAGGGGAGGGGGGGGGGAGAAGGAGGAUGUGUGGCGCGCCGCCGCCGCCGCCGCCGCCGGGUCCAGUCGUCCUGAUGCGGUUGAAGACGUUGGAAGCGUCCGACUCCUCUACGGUUCCCACGGAGCGAGGAUUUGUCGGAGGUUGCGCGGUCGGGCGAGCCGACCGGAGAAGGACCCCGUCCGCCGUGCUGCCCGCUCGCCGAAAAUGAUGAAAACUCUCGAUGAAAACAAGGAGGAGGUGGUGUCGGGCGGUGACACCAUGGAGGACAAGGAGAACAACCUGAAAACGGCCAGAUUGUGGCGGGACGCUGCCCUGCGCUCCAGAAAGCUCCGAGACAAUCUGCGCCAGCUCACUCUCUGCUCCAAAAACAACCAAAAGAUCAUACUCCCCGAGGAUAUAGGGGAGAUAGAAGUGCUGAAUUUGGGCAACAACUUCCUCCAGGAGCUGCCGGAGGGGCUGGGCUCCACCCUCGGCAACCUGCGUAUCCUCGUUCUUCGCAGGAACAAGUUCGUGGCCGUUCCUUGUGUCGUUUUCGAACUCGGACACCUCGUGGAGCUCGACAUAAGCCACAACUGCCUGAGAAGCUUCUCCGAGGAUAUCGGUAAACUGAAGGAGUUGAAAAAACUAAGUAUCAGUCACAACAAAAUCCAGUAUUUGCCGUCGCAAAUCGGAGCGCUUCAGCUUCUGGAGGAACUGGACGUUAGCUUCAACGACCUCCGGGAUUUCCCCAGAUCCUUCUCACAGCUGAAGAAACUGCGCACCCUGGAUGCUGACCACAACAAGCUAAACCAGUUCCCCCCCGAGAUUCUUGCCCUCGGUGACCUGGAGGAGCUUGACUGCUCUGGGAAUAAGUUUGAGGCACUGCCAAGUGACAUUAUGAAGCUGCAGUCCAUCAAAAUAUUUUGGCUCAGUAGCCUUCAUAUUUCCAUGUUACCUGACACGUUCUGUCACCUGCACAAUCUUGAAAGUCUGAUGUUGGAUAGUAACAACCUCACAGCGUUGCCUCCCUCUUUUGGCAACCUUCAUAGACUAAAAAUGAUUAAUUUAUCCUCAAAUAAUUUUGAGAACUUUCCCCAUGUUAUUUUGAGCAUUGCAGGAUUAGAGGAGCUUUACUUGAGCAGGAAUAAACUAACUUUUGUUCCAGAGGAAAUGAGGCACCUGGUCAAAUUGGCAAACCUUUGGUUGGACAAUAACAACAUCACAUAUUUGCCUGAUUCUAUUGUGGAGCUGGAGAAAUUGGAAGAGCUUGUUUUACAGGGUAAUCAAAUAGCCAUACUUCCGGAUAACUUUGGAAAGCUCUCAAAAGUGAACAUUUGGAAAGUGAAAGAUAACCCCCUUAUCCAGCCUCCUUAUGAGGUCUGUAUGAAGGGGAUUCCCUACAUUGCUGCCUAUCAGAAGGAACUGGCUAAUUCCCAGCUUGCUGUUAAGCCAAGGCUCAAACUAGUCUUGAUGGGAAUGACAAAUUCUGGGAAAACACUGCUCAGACAGAGUGUGGUCAACAAACAGCAGAAUACUAAAUGUAUUCAGGGAAACAAAGGAAUAGAGGUGACGAACUGGGUUGCAGACGCUGAACGCAGUCUUACAUUUCUUGUGUAUGAUUUGUCAGGGAUGCAAAAUUAUGACCUCAUCAAACCAUUUUUUCUGUCCCCUGGUGCUUUAUACAUUCUUGUUGUGAAUCUCAAAACAUAUUCACCCAAGACCUUUUAUGCUCACGUGGGUUAUUUCCUCCACCUCCUCAGUGCCAAAGUACCCCAUGCUGUAAUGUGCUUGGUGGGCACACACAUGGACCUAUGUGGAGACAUGGAGUUGGAAGAGAAGAGUCUGGACAUUCACAGACAGAUUGCCCUUCAAGAGAAGGGAGAAACUCAGUGCCUGAAGAGCCUCGUUCAGCAGGUGGACCAGGCCUUGCAGCAGGGCUACAACCUGCGCAGCUCCAGCCCUCACAUCCUUUUCUAUGGAGUCUCUGAUAAAAAUUUAAGACGAAAGAAAGCCCAACUGCAGUACAUGCUCAACCAUAGAUUGCAGCUUCUUUCUCCUGUUCUGUGUGUCAGUUGCACUGAGACCCAAAGGAACAUCCAAAGGUUCAGGGAGAAGCUCAUGUCUGUUGCAGAUCAUAGGGAGAUCUUUCCCAACCUUCACCGAGUGCUUCCCAAGUCCUGGCAGAUGCUUGAGGAGUUGCACGUAAAGCCCAAAGACCUAUGGCUCUCCUGGUGGGACUCUGCCCGUUUAGGCCUCCAGGCAGGGCUGACAGAGGACCGUUUGCAGAGCGCCUUAUCCUACCUGCAUGAGAGUGGAAAACUUCUCUACUUUGAGGACAGUCUCACCCUCAAGGAGUAUGUCUUUCACAAUCUGCCACGAUUCAUUGCAAUUCUGAACGUCUUCUUUCAGAGAGAUGAAUCAACGCUUUUGGACAGGCUUUUGUCUGAGUAUGAUGGAGAAGACAAGGGGAGUCUGAUUUUAGAGUGGGAGAGGGGAGAGAACCUCAGGUUUUCCCAUCUGCAGCAUCAUGUGGAGGGCUUUCUUCAACAUGGCCUUCUACCCUCCAAUGUCAUCUGUCUUCUCCUAAGACCCCUUAUCCAGACUCAGCAAGACCUUCAUCUCAUCAUGGAGCUUCUGGAGAAGAUGGGUAUCUGCUACUGCAUCAACAAACCACGUAGCAAUCUUUUAAAUGGAGCCACAGUGUGGUACAAGUUCCCCAGCUAUGUCAGCAAUGAAGAACCCCUUGCAGAUGCCUUGGUGACUGGGAGCUCUUUGUCUCUGUGUCAGUUCUUUUCUGUAGAGCAACUGCAGAUUGAGUAUAGCUUCCCUUUUAUUUUCCCUCCUGGGCUGUUUGCACGAUUCAGCGUGCAGAUAAACAGUCAUGUGGUUCAAAGGUCAGAUGGUAGGCAUCAGAUCUUUGCCUAUCGUGGUAAAGUCCCUGUGGUGAUCAGCUACAGUCCCUCGAGGGCCAAACUAAAAGCAGAGACCUUGUCUAUUGCUAGUCAUGCUUCCCUACCAAAUAUAUGGACGGCAUGGCAAGCUAUUACCCCGCUUGUAGAAGAGCUGAAUGUGUUGCUACAGGAGUGGCCCGGACUCCACUACUCUGUACAUAUUCUGUGCUCCAAGUGCCUCAAGAGAGGGUCACCCAACCCACACACCUUUCCAGAACCCGAGAUGUGCGUGGAAAAGAUGGUCACGGAGCUCCGCGCACAUAAGGCACACCACACUCUGUGUGAUGCAGGACGUAAGGCACUGCCCCCGCACGAAACACCAAGUUUUUAGGUAGUCCCG